Messenger RNA from Seriola aureovittata, 1111 nucleotides. RefSeq names its product hairy-related 12 (gene her12). Gene Ontology annotation, molecular function: RNA polymerase II cis-regulatory region sequence-specific DNA binding; protein dimerization activity; DNA-binding transcription factor activity, RNA polymerase II-specific. Gene Ontology annotation, biological process: anterior/posterior pattern specification; regulation of neurogenesis; regulation of transcription by RNA polymerase II. The transcript has 2 exons. The record is from RefSeq and is a predicted model, not a curated record. The coding region runs from base 37 to 507 and encodes 156 amino acids. NCBI's taxonomy places the organism in Eukaryota, Metazoa, Chordata, Actinopteri, Carangiformes, Carangidae. Gene Ontology annotation, cellular component: nucleus.
CAUCCAGAAGAAGCUGCUUACUUCACCUGCACAAACAUGGCUCCCUGCUCCACCAACUACUCCUCUGUUCACCACCUCAGGAUCUCUGAGAAAGACAGCAUCAAAUUGAGAAAACCUAUUGUGGAGAAAAUGCGCAGAGAUCGCAUCAACAGCUGCAUCGAGCAGCUCAAGAUCAUCCUGGAGAAGGAGUUCCACAAGCAGGAGCCCAACUCCAAGCUGGAGAAAGCCGACAUCCUGGAGAUGACCGUGAGCUUCCUGAGGCAGCAGCUACAGCCAGGCCUCGACUACAGCCAAGGCUACUCUCACUGCUGGAGAGACUCUGUGCACUUCCUCUCUGCUGGCUCCAGCACAGAAGCCUCUGUCUCUCCUCUGCAAGGCCUCCAGCAGCAGGAGCAGCAGCUCCAUCAGGCCCAGAGAGCCAGCAGUUCCUCCCCAGCCUGCUCCACCCUCAGGCCCACCACGCUGCUGGACAGCAGCAGCAGAGGCCCCGUGUGGAGGCCUUGGUAGAGACUCUGUCACACAGACACUGACACCUGAGGGAAUCUACUCUCUCCCUCACUAUGUAGGAAAUAUGUUUCCAGCCUGCUCGCUCCUGGUGGGUUUCCUUAUUGUCUCAUCACAUUGAUGGACAAGUAGUAAAAGCGAAGGAUCUCACUUAUUUGAAGAUUGUCCUGCUUUGACUUUGAUUCUGAUAUUUGCUUUUUCCUUGUGUUUAAAGCUGGAGGUUGAUUUCGAGUAAUGAUGGUUUUGUCAAAUCUAGUGAAAUGAUUGUUUACUCCAGUGGAGUUUAUCUUUGGACUGCUUGAUGUAACAGUAUAUAUGUGUAUAUGUAUAUGCCAUACUGGGUUUUACUGACAGCUGCUGUUGAGAAUAUUUCUCUUCUGUUUUGAAUUAACUAUGCCAAGUUUUAUGGAUGAGAAUGAUGAUGUAUGUUUGUGCAAGUGUGUGCAAGUGGAUGUACAUGUGAACAUCUUGUAAUGUUGUAUUGGGAUGUUGAUAUGGCUGAUGUGCUAUUACAUUUUGGCUCUUAAAACUUAUUUCUGACAUUUGUAUGACAAUUAACAAUAAAAAGAUACAAUCAUUAAAAAAAGCAAAUUCAAGAUUUUAAAAA